AUGAACGUCACGGAAGCGACCGACAACUUCCCCACCGACUAUAUUCCUAUCACUCCGGUGAGCCUCUUUUCCAAUGAAAAACGGAUAGUUUUUUCAAACCCGAUCAGACGAUCUCUCGGUUCGCAAAAAUCAUUUUUGACCUAUUAUUUCUGAAAAAGAUUGUUCUCUCGUAACUUGAAAAGUCAUAAAACUUUUCUCGUUGGAAAAUUACAACUGAUGGAAAAUUCAUAUAUUUUUUUUCAAAAAGCAGUGAGAGUAUGUAGGAAAGUGCUCUACAGAAUUACAACAAUUGCAAAUGAAUUUUAGAAAAAAAUUUCCUUUUUAUUAAGUAUGAGAAUCUUAACUUACAUUGGCCGAAAAAUUGUGAGAAACAGGUUUUUUUUAUUCAUUUUUUUCCAAAAAAAGUUCUUUAAUUCGUGAAACGGAAAAAAAGUUUUUUUGAAAGUUUGACGUAACCUAUUGCUGCUCUUUUUUUCACAAAAAAAGUCCGUGAAGAAAGAAUCGCAGUCUGUUUUUUUGAUUCACUUCUGACUGAGAAGGGAUCAACUCGGCUUGAACUCAGUAACAAAACUAUUUCAAAAACAAUAAGAAAAAUUAAUGAUUUCAUUACUGGACCUUUUUUUCUGUCACUUUUUCAAUGGAGACGAAACGAUUACAUUGAUCAAAAAUCGAUUCAGUCUGAUUUUUUUACUCAAAAGGUUCAUUUUUAAGACUUUUUUUCGUGGAAAAAUUGGAGGUUACUCUUUAUAAAAUUUACCAGCAACCUUUCCGAAGCUUUGAAUAUCGAAAAAAAAUUCAAAUUUCGCCUUUAAAAACGUUUUUGAGACUCGAAAUUACGACGUGCAAACCGAAAGCAUAACUUCAUGUUUCUUUCGAUAGGUAACUUUUGAUCCAAUUCCCAUCACUGGAAAGAUCAAUUUUAAGCAUUUUGCAGAUCCGCCUGGCGGCCAACGCAGUAUGGAGCAUCACAGCGGCGCUCGGGAUCCCGGCAAACGUUUUUGUCCUCGCUUCGAUUGUUUACUUCAGGUUUUGAAGCUGCACUAUCUGCCAGAGUGAAUCCUCCCACUAUACACUUUUAACCCUUGGUCAGGAAGAGGCGAGAAAAAAGGGACUCACAUGCACUUCUCCUUCCCAAUAUAGCAAUAUGUACAUGUUCGGAAUCACAUGUUGUUCUUCAAAAAUGGUCAAAAAUGCAACACUUUUAAUCCGCUUAAGAAACCUUCCUGCAGAGAAGGUUGGGUAUAUGAGAAAGGAGCAGAAGCUUGGAAAAGGGGGAAAAUUUGGCUAAUUUUCGAUUAUUUUGAGAUGGAAAAAUGAAUCAGUUGGAUGUGAUUAAGAUUGAAAAUUGCAAAUCCAGCGCUGGUCACAGAUUAUUUUAAGCAAAAAAAAACUUCUGAAGUCUAAAAAAGUGUAAUAAAGUAUAGUUCGAUAUGAAAUAGAACAACUGAAAACUUUGAGAUGAUACUUCGACUUUUUGGGUCUAUUUUGCCUUUAGUUUAAAUGUUCUCAAUCCUUCUAAGAGAGAAGCUUUCACAACUUGUUUUCUAGGAUCAUAUAUCCAGCACUUACCUUGGUCAGAGUCCAUCAUUUUUUUUUAUGUUCAGAGAUAUGCGAACUAUAUCAAACGUCUACAUUUUCAACUUGGCUCUUGCGGAUUUGCUCUUUCUGUCGGGGAUCCCGAUUGUCAUCAUUCAACACGGCGAUUGGGAUUUCGGGGCUACUAUAUGCAAGCUUUACGUUAGCUUUUAUUCGGUGAGGACUUCAAUGAAAAUUUGGAGGUGAAAUAACCAUCAAAAUGUGGUAGGGCUGAUUUGAAUCAAUCAGGUUUUUGCGCUUUAUAUCAAGGUUAGUUUGAGAAAAUUAUAACGAUUGGCCAAUGUCGGGGUAUAAUUUAAAGACCCCAACUAUAAGUAACCUUUUUCUAUGAAUAAACAUCCGCCCAAGCUAUCAUGGUUAAUGAUAAGCUUCAAAUUUUUAUACUCGGAGAUUCAAUAAAUUUCUUACUGAACUUUGUUGUCAAAGGGGCUCCAUGAUGACUUCAUGUUAUGCACUAAACAUGAAAAAUUUGCAGGUUUCGCAGUUUGCCUCGCCAGUUUUCAUCGCGAUUCUGUCGUUUGAUCGGUUCAUGGCGGUCUGUCGGCCACUGGCCUCAACCGCCUGGAGAUCCACGCACGCCGCAUUUGCAUUUUCGCUCCUGGCUUGGGCCAUGGUCAUUCUGGAGAUGACGCCACUUUUGCUGUUUGCAAAGGUCGUCAAAAUCUCGAAUGGUGAGAGCUGUUGGGAAUAAAAUAAGUUCAAGCAGGCUGAAAAGUUGGAAGACAAAGUCUUUGUAUUGGAAAAACUUAGUAUCCAAAAAAGUUAAACGUUAAGAAAUCAGAACUUUUUUUGAAGGAAAACCAUUUGACCUUUUUUUGGAGACUGCAUUUCUGAGUCAUCAGUUGAAAAUUCACUCGAAAAAUUGCUAAAUUUAAAGAAGACGUGUUUCAUUUUCAAUUAAAAAAAUUUUUCUCCUGAAAUUUAGAACUCAAUCACAACUUCAAAAAGUUUCUGAUUGAAACCGAAUGAAGAUUAUGUGAUUGGGGAUAUCCGCAAAGAUUUAAUCGAACCGAACAAUUUUUCUUUCUUGUCAAUUGCAAAAAUGAAACAUAAAUUGCAGGUGGAACCUCUUCGAUCCGAAAAUGCAUGUUAUUUGUUGGAAGCGAAAAAGACAUUGAAUACUCGGACGAUUCUAACGAAGCUGAAGUUUCUGCAAAGCAAAAUGUUGUCGAAGACACGAUGCUGCUUUCUAAAAGGUAUAAUGAUAGAUGUCUUUAAAGAAUCUCUUGAAACUCAGGAGUUUUCGAAAAGUCUGAAGGAUUCCCCGAAAAUCUGCAUUUACACUGAUUUUUGUUUUUUUAACCGUCAUUUCGAAAAUAGUCUAUUGAGUAAAUAGACCGAGCUUCGGGAAAUCCACAAAAAAAGAAAGUUCGAAGUCAGAUGGGGGUUUUUGUUUGGAACUCCAAAAAACGUAUUUUUAUUUUUGGAAGACUUCGAGUUUAUCAGUACAACUUCUUUUUUAGAAUUUGAUAAAAAUACUUCGGUGACCAGCGUUCAGAGUUUUCUUAUGAGGAAUGCGUCCUAUUUUGUACUUUGGAAAGUCCCAAGUUUCCCACUAAACUAUAAUCCCUAAUAAUGUUGUGGUUUCCUCUCUCUGUUAUAACUAAACCUGCAAAGGCGAUUUUUGGAGCUCUAACUAAUGAAAGUUCUUUUUUUCACGCAUUUCUCCUAUUUCAGAUUCUUCACCGCCUACAUCUUCACGUUUUCCUAUUUACUCCCGCUUCUCGCCGUCUGGUACUUCUACGUGAAAAUAAUCACGAGAAUGUGUCGAAGGCGUCAGCAAAUGUACAUAAAAAGGACCAUAACUAAGAAAAAGACGACAAAGGUCUCAUCUUUCUAAGUUUUUCCGGUUAAUUUGAGUUUUCAGGUGACGAUUAUGGGACUGGCCAUCGUGACCUCAUACACACUCUGUUGGCUGCCCUUUUGGCUCGUUCAGUGGUCCAUCGAGACCAACGCCAGUUGGAAAAGGUCGAAGAGACCAGAAAGCUCAUUCCUAAAAGACAUUUGAUAGGAGGAAGCGAUAAAAUAUAAUCUUCUAUUCGCUUCGGUCUCAAAUGGCUGAAGAUUAUAGUACUUUGCUCCAAAACCGGACAAAAUUGUUCUUUGUGAAAAAUUGAGAAAAAGAAAUUACAAAAAAAUAGAUCAGAUUUUUCAAAACAAACCAAAAAUAAUUUUCAUAGAAUUUAAGAUGAUUAUUUUUUUGAAAUUUCUUCAAAUCUUUCAAUUCAUGACCAUGAAGUUACUUUUUUUGAAUUAACCUUGACGAAUUCCCGUAAUGAACCACAUGGUCCAAAAACUUUUCAAAUGAUCAUGUAAAUAAGUUUCAAUAAAAAAACUAAUUAUUUCAUUCAAAAACGAUUUAAUUUUUUUCCCAAAAGUUCAAAUAAUUUUUUGAUUAGUUUUUUUCAUAGGAAAUGUAAAAAAAGCCUGCUAAGUUAAUAAUAAAGGAUUAUAAACAAUAAAAGUUUUAACAGAUUCUUCUUGUUUUAAAAAUUCUAAAAGCGGGUUUUUUUAAAAACUUUUUUUUCUCCUGAAAAAAACGCACGUCAUUUGAAACACGUCAACCGAUGCUAAGUUUAUAUGAACUUUCUAAGAACUUUACCCUGUAAAUUCAAAUUUGGGCAAUUUCAGCAACCAGUUCCUAUUGGUCUGCGUGUCGUACUUUGCUUUCUCGUUGCAAUACGUCAACUCGGCGGCCAACCCGUUUCUCUACGUCUUCCUGUCCGAUUCAUUCAAAAGAAAUGUGACAAAUGCCUGGUUAUUAGAAGGAGUUCGAUUGUUUCAGGUCUCAAAGUUGCUUCAAAAUCGUGGCGUUGGAGUCAAAAACAUGCAGAAGCGACCAAGUGCCACUGCGAGCGACACGACCAAAAUGCUGAGCGUCCAAACCCCAAACUCCGGGGCCUGUCAAUCUUUCUGA
Caenorhabditis auriculariae is the source of this 4513-nucleotide messenger RNA. NCBI's taxonomy places the organism in Eukaryota, Metazoa, Nematoda, Chromadorea, Rhabditida, Rhabditidae. The record is from the annotation of a GenBank genome assembly.